CCACGCGCCGAGCAUCAUCGUCAUCAUCACCAUGCCUCGAGGAUUCUUGGUGAAGAGAAACCGGCGAUGUUCGGCGUCAUACCGCUCUCGAAAUAACAGUAACAACAAACCGGUAACGUAUGACAGCGACAGGAACAACUGUGACAACUUUGAAGAGACAAAACCGGAGGCGGCGAAGGAGAACAAUGUGUUGAACGUUUUCUCUUUUGAACGGUCGGACGGACUACCUCCGGUGUCCCGUGAAGACUCCGCUGGUGUCAGAGAGCCGUGGAGCCCGCACGUGGAAUCAGCGUUGGAGGCAGAGGCUGACCGGCGCGCGCAAUUACCGGAGACCGAGGAGCAGGUGAGCGAGGUGGACGUUUUGACUCCCGAUAGUGAUUUCUCCUGCUUCCUCCCACCUCCCCCUAUACCGCCACGCGACCUGACACUAACAGACUCCUGCAGCCCCGUUAAACCAGUCGGCACGAGACUGCUGGAACACCACGAGGACGGAGAGAAGCAGCCGCUUUUCCCCGGUCAGUGCCUGACAUCAUCUCCUGUGUCGGAGUUACCGGAGCUUCCGUUCCUGGUGAGCUCCACGCCGACAUCGGUGUCCGCGUCUAUCGAGAGGCUCCUCGCGGGCAGCAGCCACCACGCGCCGUCUUACAAUAAUAAAUAUGACCCGAAUAUGGGUCACGCGCACCUGUUCCCGCCGCUGACACUGAUGAACCAGGAACACGCGGCGAGGAAACGCUCCUUCCUCGAGCAGGAUCAACGCUUGAACAGCAACAGACACAACAAGCAGCACGUGGGAAACCCGACAAAGAAGCCCAAAAUCAACCGGAAGCUUAACUUCGAGGAUGAGGUCACGACUUCGCCGGUUUUGGGUCUGCGGAUCAAGAAGGAGAGCCCCGAGCUGAGGAGGCAGCGCGAGAAAUCGUCCGUUAUGAGCGGAAAUCAGCCGCUGGGAGAGUUCAUCUGUCAACUGUGUAAAGAGGAGUACCCCGACCCGUUCUCCCUCGCGCAGCACAAGUGCUCCCGCAUAGUGCGCGUGGAGUACCGGUGUCCCGAGUGCGACAAAGUCUUCAGCUGUCCCGCUAACUUGGCAUCCCAUCGCCGCUGGCACAAACCGCGUCCGGUAAAUAACCAAGCAGGAGAGACUCAGACAAACAAGAGCCAGCCGUUAAAAGAGGCGCGAGGGCUCAUUCAGCACGAGAGGCAGCCGGUGGAGAUGGAGGGCAAAGAGAACGAGCUACUGCGCAUCAACACUAAUCAGCACCACGGAGCGCUGGACAGCUCCCGCAUCAGGCGCGAGCAGUCCCUGCUGCUGCUCCACGACCGCUCGCGGGACGGCCCCGACAGUGACAGCCUCGCGCCUCCUCACUAUGACUCCCCGCUUCAUUACCGGAACCCGGUGGAGAGCUGUUUAGACCUGCAGCAGGUGAGAGCAGCGGACAGUCCUCCCUCGAGCCUCCUUCUAUUAAACCCAGACGAGCGCGCGGACCUGCCGCAGCAGCAGCGACCGUCACUCCCGCACCCCUCUCUACCGUUCGUCCAGUCCUUACCGGAGGACGAAGUGUAUGAGUGCAGAUACUGCGGGAAGAAAUUCCGCCGACAAGCGUAUCUGAGAAAACACCUGGCCGCGCACGAGAUGACACCGCACGCAUCUCCGCCCCCAGCAUCAUAUGGCCAGGCGCGCGAGAGCAGUGGAGGACAGAGCCAGGUGUUUCUGUGUCACCUGUGCGGCGCGCGCUUCCCGUCAGUUGAAAUCAGAGAUAAACACCGUCUGUGGCACGCGAUGAGGGACGAGUUACUGGCGGGAACUCUGGGAGGAGGACUCAGACCGGACGUGUUCCACGCGCAAGGAGACGAGAGCGGCAAAGGGGAGUGCGGACAGCAGCAGCAAAUCUACACGUGCAAGCACUGUCCGUCCACAUUCUUCAGCUCCCCGGGGCUCGCUAGACACAUUAGCAAAUCUCAUCCCAACGAGAACCGGCAGGUCAUGCUACUGCAGAUGACCGUGCGACCGUAAAACGCGCGCGAGACACGGACAGAGUCAAACAAGCCAACAGAAAAUUUGGAAAAAUGAUCAUUGUUAUUAUU
Molecule: messenger RNA, 2082 nt
Organism: Plectropomus leopardus (leopard coralgrouper)
Lineage: Eukaryota; Metazoa; Chordata; Actinopteri; Perciformes; Serranidae
Gene: insm2
Product: insulinoma-associated 2
Biological process (GO): regulation of cell cycle process; neuron differentiation; negative regulation of transcription by RNA polymerase II
Cellular component (GO): transcription repressor complex; nucleus
Molecular function (GO): RNA polymerase II cis-regulatory region sequence-specific DNA binding; DNA-binding transcription repressor activity, RNA polymerase II-specific
Source: RefSeq, a predicted model, not a curated record